GCAUCUAUUUCUUCUUUCCAGGCACCUGUAACCUAUGAUGCCCUGAUGGACAUGGAGUACCUGGACAUGGUAGUGAAUGAAACUCUCAGAUUGUACCCAGCUGCUAACAGGCUAGAAAGGAUCUCAAAGAAAGAUGUGCAAAUCAAUGGAGUGUUCAUUCCCAAAGGGACUGUAGUUAUGGUACCAACCUAUCCUCUCCAUCGGGAUCCUGAGUACUGGCCAGAGCCUGAGGAAUUCUGCCCUGAAAGGUUCAGCAAGGAGAACAAGGGCAGCAUCAAUCCUUAUGUAUACCUGCCCUUCGGGUACGGACCCAGGAACUGCCUUGGCAUGAGGUUUGCCCUCAUCAGUAUGAAAUUCGCUGUCGUCAGAGUCCUGCAGAACUUCACCCUCCAGCCUUGUGAGGAAACACAGAUUCCCUUGAAGUUAAGCAAGCGAACCAUUUUUCAACCAGAAGAACCCAUCAUCCUGAAAGUUGUGUCAAGGUGAAAUCACAAAUGGAGCUUGAGUUUCCAGCAAGAUUUCUGCUGUUCUUCAAGGAAGCUGUGCCACCCAACAUCAGAGAAUCUAAUUUGCCUUUGAAUUAAUCAGCUUAAUUGCCCUUGAGGAUUAGGUGUUCAGGAAUUCAUUGAGCAUGCUCAGUGUCUGUGCUGAGUAUCAUGUAUUGUGUGAUUUACAGGAAAUCAUUAAGUCAAUAUAGAACUGAGAUUUUUCUGAUUCUAGGGGCCAUCCCCAUUGAGCUCCAGCUUGCUUUCUGCAUUCUGAUUGUACUAAGCAUUUCUCUGUAAUCUUAUCAAUCAUAUUUUAAUGAAAUGGGAGGUACUGUGGUGAUUCUGGUGAGAAAUCUGUCUCAAAUGUUGUUUUAAUAUUUUAUAAUAUUACAAAUAGAAAUCAUCUUUCCAAAAAUAUGUGAUGUCUUCCUUUGCAUCAAUAAAACUGAGACACAGCAUUUCUGAUCAUA
Peromyscus leucopus (white-footed mouse) is the source of this 958-nucleotide messenger RNA. RefSeq names its product cytochrome P450 3A25-like. The coding region runs from base 46 to 486 and encodes 146 amino acids. Gene Ontology annotation, molecular function: iron ion binding; oxidoreductase activity, acting on paired donors, with incorporation or reduction of molecular oxygen; testosterone 6-beta-hydroxylase activity. The transcript is spliced from 3 exons. Gene Ontology annotation, biological process: oxidative demethylation; steroid metabolic process. Lineage: Eukaryota; Metazoa; Chordata; Mammalia; Rodentia; Cricetidae. The record is from RefSeq and is a predicted model, not a curated record.